UCAGUGAAUAAGAGGCAAAACUCUUGCACGGUUACAGUCGGUUAAAACAGGACCUUGUUUCAGGAAAAAAGUACUUUUAGAGGAAGUUAAACAAUGAGACAAAGAUAACAGAGAGAGGGAGGUAGUUAGGCAAGAGAUUGUGGUUAAUAAAUGACAGGUUGCAACUGACUCUACACCCAGAAGUGAGUGCUGGGUGUGUUUGAUUGCACAUAGGCGGCCAUCACUGACGUUAAAAAAAAACAACAGGAAAAGAAGACAGAGCGUCGUCUUCUCGGUUGCUGUUGUCGUUCCCGCUCAUGGGGAAAACCAAAGACAAGUCUGGGCCCCUGGCGCGGAGGCCGGACAACUCCGCUUUCAAGCAGCAGCGGCUCCCCGCCUGUCCCAUGCUCACCGCCAGCACCGUGCUGCCGUUCUUCUACCUGCUGGCUGUGAUAUGCAUGCUGCUCGGAGUGUGGCUGCUUCUCCUUGUACAGAGCACGCAGGAAAUCAAGCUGGACUACACCGAUCUGGGAGACUGUGAGAAAUGUUUCGACCUGCGUCAAAAUGUGAGCAACGCGGCGCAGACCUGCAACUGUCGGGUGGAGUUUUCAAUCGACAAAACAUUUAAGGGCGAUGUCUUUUUCUACUACGGUCUCAAAAACUUCCAUCAGAACCUCCGCAGGUACAUGGACUCCAGAGAUGAUGGACAGACGGUGGGCAGGAUAAAAAACUUAAAGAACCCCAGCACUUAUUGUGAGCCGUUUGCUAAAGAUAAGGACGGAGUCCCCAUCGCUCCAUGUGGAGCGAUCGCCAACAGUAUGUUCAAUGACUCCUUCACCCUGACCUAUCACUCCUCCAGCAGCCGUCGCUUUCCUGUCCCUUUGCUUCGGAAGGGCCUCACCUGGUACACAGACAAAAACGUCAAGUUCCGCAACCCGAGGUCGGACAAUCUAACUCUUGCUGAGGUGUUUGAAGGUACGAGACAGCCGCUGUACUGGCAGAAGCCUGUAUACAGUCUGGACCCACAAGACCCGAACAACAACGGUUUUAUUAACGAGGAUCUGAUCGUCUGGAUGAGAGAGGCAGCUUUCCCCAACUUCAAGAAGCUUUAUGGGAUUUUAAAUAGAGCAGAUGCCAUCUUUGAAAAAGGGCUUCCGAAGGGAAACUACAGCAUCGACAUAUCCUACAACUUCCCUGUGCAGCACUUCCAGGGCAGAAAGGAAGUGGUGCUGACCACGCUGACCUGGUUCGGAGGCCAGAACCACUUCCUGCCGAUUGCUUACCUGGUGACCAGCAGCCUGCUCCUGCUGACGGCCGUCGUCCUCACCGUGGCCUGGUGGAAGUUCGGAAAGGACGGGAAAAACAUGAAGGAAUGAAGCAGUGAGGCGCCAAGAUGCUGAGGACCGACACCGAUGAAGGAAUGAACCGAUACUCAUGCUGCUGAGAAGGCUUGCAAACCAGAGAUGGGGCAGACAAAGUGAAAAAUAUCCAUGGAAUUUUAACACGUUUAAAUGAACUAUCAACCAGUUUAUCCAUUUGGGAACGCUUUAAUGUGCAAAUGUUGUAAACCAGCUGUUUUAAGAGGAAGUGGUCAUGCUGCCUUUUAAACUGUAGCGUUUUUUCAUUUGAAGACGUCACAUUAGGGCCAUGCUUCACUGGAGCACAAGGUGUCGUAACAUGGAGUUUAGCGCAUCUUUUUGCUAAAGAAAGUUAAGUAAUUCAAGGACUUCAGUUUUUUUUUUUAAAGGAGUAAUUUGGGAGAUGUGAAUUGUUGAGUUGGAAUGAAGUUGAAAGGAUUAAACUGAAAAUCCUAGUUUUUAGAGUUGAGCUUCUGACUAAAUAUAUUUUUUUCUUUCAGUGAACACAUCGCCAGCUGAGAUUUUCAAACUGAUGCACUACAAUCUCUCCAUUAAAGGAAAUAUUUGCCCAAAAACUA
This is a messenger RNA of Poeciliopsis prolifica (blackstripe livebearer), 1915 nucleotides long. RefSeq names its product transmembrane protein 30C (gene cdc50c). Gene Ontology annotation, biological process: phospholipid translocation. Gene Ontology annotation, cellular component: Golgi apparatus; plasma membrane; endoplasmic reticulum. NCBI's taxonomy places the organism in Eukaryota, Metazoa, Chordata, Actinopteri, Cyprinodontiformes, Poeciliidae. The record is from RefSeq and is a predicted model, not a curated record.